Spizellomyces punctatus DAOM BR117 is the source of this 1071-nucleotide messenger RNA. RefSeq lists its product as uncharacterized. Gene Ontology annotation, molecular function: protein binding. The transcript has 5 exons. The record is from RefSeq and is a predicted model, not a curated record. NCBI's taxonomy places the organism in Eukaryota, Fungi, Chytridiomycota, Chytridiomycetes, Spizellomycetales, Spizellomycetaceae. The coding region runs from base 192 to 920 and encodes 242 amino acids.
UGGUCUUUGGGUGCUAGCCUUUUUAUGAGGUUGAAGUCAGUGCACUGGCUUGGGAGCGCAAAGUGCCUAUUAUUCGCUAAAAAGCGCCGGUCAUUUUUGAAUAGCAGGUUAAGACCUGUCAAGGUAGCGCCAAGUCCAGUCUUGCGGCCCAUUGGCAGAUAAAUUCCGACUAUUUGAGAAGACAGCGCAAGAUGGGCAACUCGCACUCUAUUCAGACCAGGGUGGAACGGGCAGGGAAAACAGGCGUUCUCACACUCACCCAAGCGAAGCUGAAGGACGUCCCUCCAAAGAUGGUAGCAAUGAUGUGGCAAUUGCACAACCUUAAAAGUUUGGAUUUAUCUAAUAAUCGCUUGAAAAGCUUGCCGCCACCUCUCAGCUCCUUUGCCUCACUCAAAAUCCUCUCGCUCUCCUGCAAUCGCUUCAUUACACUCCCUCCUGUUACCAAUUAUCCGGCGCUUGAAACGCUGAAUCUUUCCCACAACGCGCUUCACACACUUGAUCCUUCCAUUUCAGCUUUAUCAGCUCUAAAAUGCCUCGUAUUAUCUCACAAUGUCAUUACAAAUAUUCCCGGGUCCAUAGGUCAAUUGAAGAAGCUUGUGACCCUGGACAUAUCAUUUAACAAAUUGACAACGUUACCGAGUGAAAUGAGAUUAUUGACCUCUUUAGAGGAGCUUAAUGUGGAGAACAAUGCUUUGACCAUGAUUCCGGCGGAGUUUGGUGGCCUCACGUCGCUGAAAACAAUGAAAUUGGCCAGAAACCAAAUUUCAAAGUUUCCGGCGGAAAUCCUGUCUGAGACCAGUGUUACAUGGAUCGAUUUGGAGGGUAAUCCGUUUGGUGAAGCGGAAUUACGUGCCUUAGAGGGAGCUGAGAAGUACGAAGCGCGACGUAAGAACCGAAUUGACCAAUUCUUAAAGACAUAGAAUGAGAAUAUAGAAUAUAAGUCACAAGGGAUUGAAAUGGACGUACAGCCUAUAUGUCUAUAUGUAGCGGGACCUAUAUUAGUAUUUUGGUAAUGCAUUGGGUCAUAAUAGACUAGUACUAUACAGUAGUGAUGAAAAUUGCACUGAUUAC